UGGCGUCGGCGUCUCGGGCUCCGGCUCGGCUCGGCUCCAGCUCGGGCUCAGCGCGCCCCCCGGCCGGCCCUCGCCCAGCGCCCGCCUACCUGCUGCUCCCGCGCCCCGCGCCUCCCUCCCUGCCUCCCGCGCUCCCUCCUCGCGCCGGUUGUCGGAACCUCGGGCUGGGUGCCGAUGGAACCGCCGCGAUGUUCGCUCCCCGGCUCCUGGAUUUCCAGAAGACGAAGUACGCGAGGUUCAUGAACCACCGAGUCCCCGCCCACAAGAGGUACCAGCCCACCGAGUACGAGCAUGCGGCCAACUGUGCCACCCACGCUCUCUGGAUCAUUCCCAGCAUCCUCGGCAGCUCCAACCUCUACUUCCUGUCCGACGACAACUGGGAGACCAUCUCCGCCUGGGUCUACGGGCUCGGCCUCUGUGGGCUCUUCGUGGUGUCCACCGUGUUCCACACCAUCUCCUGGAAGAAGAGCCAUCUCAGGAUGGUGGAGCAUUGCCUGCACAUGUUCGACCGUAUGGUCAUCUACUUCUUCAUCGCGGCAUCCUACGCACCCUGGCUGAACCUUCGGGAGCUGGGCCCCUGGGCCUCCCAUAUGCGUUGGCUGGUCUGGAUCAUGGCCUCGGUGGGCACCAUCUAUGUCUUCUUCUUCCACGAGCGAACGGGGAGCUGUGUGCCGUUCCUCCUGGGAGGCUGUCCCGAGGCCCAGAUGGCUUGUCUUCCUGCCAGGUACAAGCUGGUGGAGCUGCUCUGCUACGUCGUCAUGGGCUUCUUCCCCGCCCUGGUCAUCCUCUCAAUGCCCAACACCGAGGGCAUCUGGGAGCUGAUGACCGGAGGGGUCUUCUACUGCUUGGGUAUGGUGUUCUUCAAGAGUGACGGGAGGAUCCCUUUUGCCCACGCCAUCUGGCAUCUCUUUGUGGCCUUCGGGGCUGGUACCCACUACUAUGCCAUCUGGAGGUACCUCUAUCUGCCCAGCACCCUGCAGGCCAAGGUGUCCAAAUGA
Lontra canadensis (Northern American river otter) is the source of this 998-nucleotide messenger RNA. RefSeq names its product monocyte to macrophage differentiation associated 2 (gene MMD2). Gene Ontology annotation, cellular component: membrane. The record is from RefSeq and is a predicted model, not a curated record. Lineage: Eukaryota; Metazoa; Chordata; Mammalia; Carnivora; Mustelidae.